Messenger RNA from Xyrauchen texanus (razorback sucker), 1434 nucleotides. RefSeq names its product mitochondrial ribosomal protein L45 (gene mrpl45). Bases 16 to 963 code for a protein of 315 amino acids. The record is from RefSeq and is a predicted model, not a curated record. Lineage: Eukaryota; Metazoa; Chordata; Actinopteri; Cypriniformes; Catostomidae. The transcript has 8 exons. Gene Ontology annotation, cellular component: mitochondrion.
GUAAUUGUGAACAAGAUGGCGACGUCCAUCUGUAGGACGUUGAAAUCCACUCAUCUAACAACAUGUCAUAAUAUUAAGUAUGUUGCGCAGCUGCUGGACGUGCGGCUCCCGAGGUGGAUAGUGGUUCCGGUCCGCACUAAGAAGCGCUUUUUCAUUCCUCCGGCUGUGAACAUGAAACAGAAAACACAAGCCGAGCAGGAAGCUAAAGCCCGAGCUGCGGGUGUGGUGGUUCGGCAGCAGUACAUGGAGAGAGCCAUCAACAUAUCAUGCACAGCGGGAAUCUUUGAUCCUUACGUUCCUCCUGAAGGAGAUGCUCGCCUUUCCACACUGUCCAAAGAAGGUCUGAAACAGCGCACCGAGCAGCUCCGUCAGAGUGCAGCUUCACAGCUGGCGAUUCGUAAAAUAAAAGACCACGACCCAGAGUUCUCCACAAAAGAGUUCCCAUCUAGAGCACAGGAGAUUUUCAUCGAGGCUCAUGCAGCACUCACACAGUUUAACAAGGAAAAUCUUCAUUCUUUGGUGACAGAGAGGUGUUACCCAGAGAUGGUUCGGGGAAACCGCUAUAAGACUCUGCGCUGGCGCUUCAUUGAGUCACUGGAACCACCACGGGUGGUUCAUGCACGAUGUCCUGACAUGAUCAGCAAGGGUAACCUGUAUGCUCAGGUGACUCUCCGCAUGCACUCCAGACAGACAUUGGCAAUCUAUGACCGCUUUGGUCGGUUGAUGCUUGGGGAUGAGGAGGAACCCAGGGAUGUCCUGGAAUACCUGGUGCUAGAGAGGCAUCUGGUCAACCCUUAUGGGCGCUGGAGACUUCACGGCAAGAUUGUUCCAGCAUGGGCUCCACCAAAAGAUGCCAUUAUUAAGACUGUAAUGAUUCCUGGCCCUAAGCUCAAGCCCGAGGAAGAGUUUGAGGAUCUGAAUUACCAGGUACCAAAGCCCAAGGCAGUGCAGUGGUACAAGUAAUUCUGAAUGGUGGUGCCUUGUUCUGCCCCAGCAAAUGUCCGUUCUGUACAGACUGAUUCAAAAUGUUCAUCAUCUUCCUAAAUAAAUGUUUGCUGUAUUUAUGCAAUUUUGGGUUGUUGCUUUUCCUCACCUUUUUAUGUUAUGUUUUUACUUCUUGAUGGCUCAAAAUUCACAGGGACAUGCACAAGGACUGUAUAUUUGUUAAAUACAGUGAUUUAACACACACAUACAUUGAUCACACAUGAAACUUGAUUAAAAGCUACUUUGUGUGGUUGAAAAGUUUAUUUCAGAAUGAUCAUUUGACAGAUUUUCAAGAAUAUAAAAAUAAAAUGUUGCAUUUAUUUCACAUUGACUUAAGUUAAUGGAAACUUCUUUUGGCUACUAUUGAAAAUCGACUGUUCUCAUACAAAAAUGUUCCCUCAUACAAAAAGACAGUUUAAUUUUCCUGGUUGGGAAGUUACUGUAACACUG